Podarcis raffonei (Aeolian wall lizard) is the source of this 7707-nucleotide messenger RNA. It is a transcript of the gene ROCK2, whose product is annotated as Rho associated coiled-coil containing protein kinase 2. Gene Ontology annotation, biological process: regulation of actin cytoskeleton organization; Rho protein signal transduction; smooth muscle contraction. Bases 991 to 5520 code for a protein of 1509 amino acids. The transcript has 35 exons. Gene Ontology annotation, molecular function: Rho-dependent protein serine/threonine kinase activity; ATP binding; small GTPase binding. The record is from RefSeq and is a predicted model, not a curated record. Gene Ontology annotation, cellular component: centrosome; cytoplasm; cytoskeleton. Lineage: Eukaryota; Metazoa; Chordata; Lepidosauria; Squamata; Lacertidae.
CGAAGGGCGAGGGAGGAGGAGGAGGAGGAGGGUGGGUGGGAGACCCCUCCUGGCCAUUUCCUCGCCUCCCUCGUUCGCUCGCCUGCCUGCCUGCGAGCGGGGCUCGGGCGAGGAGCGGAGGCUUGUGGGUAACGAGGAGGCCAUAGCCGGAGCAGCGAUAGGAAUAAGUUCCCUGAGGCGGGAGCGGGGAAAGGAGGGAAAUGGUGGCGCGGUGGCUCCAGUGAAGGGGCAGGAACUUGGAAAGGGAGUGUGUGGGGGACCCCUUGAGUGACAGAAGCGGAGAGAAAGAGAGGAGCCCGAUCUCAGCGAGGCGGGCCUAGCCCUCCCUCCCUCCAACGGAGGAGGAGGGGGGAGGAAGCCGGGCUCCUCUGCUGCUGGCUUCCCUCUUUCCCUCCUACCCUCCCGCCUCUCGCCUUCUCCCCGUCGGGUAUUGACCUGGUGCAAAAUGGCCGAGGCGGCGUGGGGGGCCCGGCCGUGACUGGUUUUCCCGCCUAGUCGGGGGGCGAGGGAGGCGGCGGCAGUUUCCCGCGGGAACCGGCCCUCCCCUCCGCCGCCCACCUUCCCCCCUCCGCGGGCCGUUCAUGCCUGGGAAGCGGAGGUGGCGGCGGGGGACGCCAAGCGGGCGGGUGGAGCAGCGGCGGCAGCGCCCGCCCCAAUCGGGGGACGACGAGGAGGCGGCGGCGGUGCUGGUGGAGGAGGGCGAGGGUGGCCGCGGGCGCCCCGCUCUCUGUUGCUCCUGAGGCAGGCAGGCCUGGCCGGAGCGGGCCGGGACUGAGCGGCCCCGCCGGGUCCCCUUGGGCCGCUCCUUAGGCCCCGAAGCAGAUACCUAUCGGCGGCGCUGGCGGCGGAAGGCGCUCCUCGCUUGCUGCUGCCGCCGCCGCCGCCCUCUCUUCCCGCUGCCGGACAGCCGCCGCCGGGCUUCCCUAGGCGCCCGGGGAGGGAGAGGAGAAAGAAGGCGGCGGCAACGAGGGACCCUCGGGGAGCGGGAGAAUGAACCACCAGCAGCAAGCGGUGAAAAUGUCCGCUUCGCCGCCGCCGCCCGAAUCCGGAGGAGGGAUCUCGGGGCGCCAGAGGAAGCUGGAGUCCAUGAUCCGGGACCCCAGGUCUCCAGUCAAUGUGGAAAGUUUGUUGGAUAGUUUGAAUUCCUUAGUUCUUGAUUUGGAUUACCCAGCAUUGAGGAAAAACAAGAACAUAGACAACUUCUUAAACAGAUAUGAGAAAGUUGUGGAAAAUAUCCGUGGUCUUCAAAUGAAAGCAGAAGAUUACGAUGUUGUUAAAGUGAUUGGAAGAGGUGCAUUUGGUGAAGUACAGCUGGUUCGCCAUAAAGUAACUCAGAAGGCUUAUGCAAUGAAACUUCUUAGUAAAUUUGAAAUGCUCAAAAGAUCAGAUUCAGCCUUUUUCUGGGAGGAGAGAGAUAUAAUGGCCUUUGCCAACAGUCCAUGGGUAGUUCAGCUUUUUAGUGCCUUUCAAGAUGACCGAUACCUUUACAUGGUCAUGGAAUACAUGCCAGGUGGAGAUCUUGUCAACCUCAUGAGCAAUUACGAUGUGCCUGAGAAGUGGGCCAAAUUUUACACUGCUGAAGUCGUCCUUGCUCUUGAUGCAAUUCAUUCCAUGGGCUUGAUACAUAGAGACGUGAAACCUGACAACAUGCUUUUGGAUAAAUAUGGACACCUGAAGCUUGCAGAUUUUGGUACUUGUAUGAAAAUGGAUGAAACAGGGAUGGUGCGCUGUGAUACAGCUGUCGGAACGCCAGACUACAUAUCACCUGAAGUAUUAAAAUCACAAGGUGGUGAUGGUUAUUAUGGAAGAGAAUGCGACUGGUGGUCUGUAGGAGUUUUUCUCUAUGAAAUGCUAGUUGGAGAUACUCCAUUUUAUGCUGAUUCAUUGGUGGGAACAUAUAGUAAAAUAAUGGAUCACAAGAAUUCAUUACAUUUCCCAGAAGAUGUUGAAAUCUCAAAGCAAGCAAAGGACCUUAUUUGUGCCUUUUUAACAGACAGGGAGGUACGUCUUGGAAGGAGUGGAGUAGAGGAAAUUAAAUCUCAUCCGUUCUUUAAGCAUGACCAAUGGGAUUGGGAUAAUAUUCGAGACACUGCAGCACCAGUUGUACCUGAGCUGAGUAGUGACAUAGACAGCAGCAAUUUUGACGAUAUUGAAGACGACAAAGGGGAUGUUGAAACCUUUCCAGUCCCCAAAGCCUUUGUUGGAAACCAGUUGCCUUUCAUAGGAUUUACUUACUUUAGAGAGAACCUGUUGCUAAGUGACUUUUCUGAGCUCUGUAGGGAAGUUGAACCCUGCAAGAACAAUGGGGCAAGGAAAAAAGAGGCAAAGAAAAAUGAGGACAGUGAAGAGUUUGCACAAUUUCAGGAAAAAGUAAACAAAUUGGAAGAUCGAAUUCGUAAUGAAAUACAAGCCAAAGAUGAACUUGAGCAGAAAUACAGAGCUAUUACUAAUCGCGUAGAGAAGAUAAUGAAGGAAUUGGAUGAGGAGGUAACCUCAAGAAAAAACCUAGAAUCUGCCUUAAGACAGUUGGAAAGAGAGAGAGCUCUUCUCCAACACAAGAAUGCAGAAUAUCAGCGGAAAGCAGAACAUGAGGCAGAUAAAAAACGUAAUCUAGAAAAUGAUGUUAACAGUUUAAAGGAUCAACUUGAAGAUUUGAAAAAGAGGAAUCAGAACUCUCAAAUAUCCAAUGAAAAAAUCAUUCAACUACAAAGACAGCUGGAUGAAGCCAAUGCUUUGCUACGCACGGAGUCUGACACAGCAGCCAGGCUGAGAAAAAACCAGACCGAAAGUACAAAGCAGAUUCAGCAGCUGGAAGCUAAUAACAGAGAUUUGCAGGAUAAGAACUGUGUGCUGGAGAAUACUAAGCUGAGACUUGAGAAGGACUUCCUCAAUCUCCAGUCAGCUCUAGAAUCUGAAAGAAGAGACCGAACACAUGGCUCGGAGAUUAUCAGUGAUCUACAGGGCCGAGUAUCUAGUUUGGAGGAAGAAGUAAAAAAUGGAAAGACUAUAUUAACUAAAAUGGAGACAGAGAAAAGACAAUUACAAGACAGAUUCACAGAUCUGGAAAAGGAGAAGAGCAACAUGGAGAUAGAUAUGACGUACAAGCUUAAGGUCAUGCAGCAGAACUUGGAGCAGGAAGAAAAUGAACAUAAGGCAACUAAAGCCCGACUAGCAGACAAAAAUAAUAGCUAUAAGUCCAUUGAGGAAGCCAAAUCUGAAGCCAUGAAAGAAAUGGAAAAGAAGCUUUCGGAAGAAAGAGUUUUAAAAUUAAAAGUGGAAAACUGCUUAUUAGAAGUAGAGAAGCGGUGCUCCAUGUUGGAUUGUGACUUGAAGCAGUCGCAACAGAAAGUAAAUGAGUUGCUAAAGGAAAAGGAUAGAUUAAGUGAGAACGUUGAAAACCUGACCCUAAAAAUAGAACAGGAAACACAAAAGCGUUCUCUGACACAAAAUGACUUGAAGAUGCAAACACAGAAUGUCAAUGCACUGAAAAUGUCGGAAAAACAACUAAAGCAGGAAAACAAUCAUCUGUUGGAAAUCAAACUCAGCUUGGAGAAGCAAAAUAAUGAACUUAGAAAGGAACGUCAAGAUGCGGAUGCACAGAUGAAAGAGCUUCAGGAUCAACUUGAAGCAGAACAAUAUUUUUCGACUCUCUAUAAAACGCAAGUUCGGGAAUUAAAAGAAGAGUGCGAGGAGAAGGCCAAACUUGGUAAAGAUAUACAACAAAAAAUGCAAGAGUUGCAGGAUGAAAGAGACUCUUUGGCCGCACAACUGGAGAUCACGUUAACGAAAGCUGACUCAGAACAGUUGGCUCGCUCCAUCGCUGAAGAGCAAUACUCCGAUUUAGAGAAGGAAAAGAUCAUGAAAGAGUUAGAGAUUAAAGAGAUGAUGGCAAGGCACAAGCAAGAACUUGCUGAGAAAGAUGCCACAAUAGGAUCACUCGAAGAGGCAAAUAGGACGCUAACAAGUGAUGUCGCAAAUCUUGCUAAUGAAAAAGAAGAGAUGAAUAACAAGCUCAAAGAAGUCCUAGAACGAAUGUCCCAAAUGAACACAGAGGAAAAUGAUAUAGGGGUGCUUAAGAGUCAAUAUGAGAAACAGCUAGCUUAUGAACGAACAAUGAAAACACAGGCUGUAAAUAAGUUAGCUGAAGUGAUGAACCGUAAGAAUCCUAUCCAGCGAGGAGCAGACACUGAUGUUAGAAGAAAAGAAAAGGAGAACAGGAAACUGCACAUGGAGCUGAAGUCUGAACGUGAAAAUUUAUCCCAGAUGAUGAUCAAAUAUCAGAAAGAGAUCAAUGAGAUGCAAGCGCAAAUAGCGGAAGAGAGCCAGAUACGAAUAGAAUUGCAGAUGGCUCUGGACAGCAAAGAUAGUGACAUUGAACAGCUUCGCUCACAGCUGCAGUCAAUACGCAUUGACAGUACCAGUCUGCCAUGUGGCUCAGGGGAAGCAGAUGCUGAUGUUCAUAUUACUCAAUCCCACACUAUGGAGUCAAUGUCUUUUACCUACGAACGCUCUUCUACCUCUGUCAGUAUUGCCACUAAGCCUUCCAGUUCUCGUGUGUUUAUCAACUCUGAUUCUGACUCAGAGGAGGAAUCUGCGUCUUCUGUAGAAGUCCCUUCAGAACCUGACAGUCCAGAGUCACGGCUAGAGGGCUGGCUAUCACUGCCUGCCCGAAACAAUACAAAAAAAUAUGGAUGGGUUAGAAAGUAUAUAAUUGUGAGCAGCAAGAAAAUACUGUUCUAUCACAAUGAACAAGAGAAAGAACAAUCAAAUCCUUACAUGGUGUUGGACAUAGACAAAUUGUUCCAUGUUCGGCCUGUCACACAAACAGAUGUAUACAGAGCAGAUGCCAAAGAUAUCCCUAGGAUAUUCCAGAUCCUGUAUGAUAAUGAAGGGGAAAGCAAAAAGGAGCAAGAAUUUCCUGUGGAUUCUGCAGGGGAGAAGUCAAACUAUAUUUGCCACAAAGGCCAUGAAUUUAUACCAACACUCUAUCAUUUCCCAACAAAUUGUGAGGCAUGCAUGAAGCCAUUAUGGCACAUGUUCAAGCCUCCUGCUGCUUUGGAAUGCCGCCGCUGCCACAUUAAAUGUCAUAAGGAUCACAUGGAUAAAAAGGAAGAGAUUAUUGCACCUUGCAAAGUAAAUUAUGAUAUUUCAACUGCAAAGAAUCUACUACUGUUAGCCAGUUCCACAGUGGAACAGAAGAAAUGGGUGAGCCGCCUAGGGAAAAAGAUUCCCAAAAAGGCUCCAGCACCAGAUCCGUUUGCACGAUCAUCACCAAGAACUUCCAUGAAAAUACAGCCAAACCAAUCAUUAAGACGGCCAAUUAAACCAAUCCAGCUCUCCCCUCCGAGCGAAAAGAAAGAUUUUCCUACCAGAUUAAUUGAUGUGGCAUGUAGAGACUGGGAUUGGUCAUUUGAUGAUAUUGAUUUUGAUAUUGAUUUUAAUAUUGAUGAUGCUGGGAACGAUAACGAUCUUGAUGAUAGCGAUGAUGAUGAUAACGAUGUGUUUGUUCUGAAGAGCUAACUGCCUCCUAUGAAUACUAUCACUAUUGGAGUCGAUAAGACUGAACCAUCAUAUUCCUGGGGUUACGAAUAUAUAUAUAUAGGUGUUUCUGAAAGACAGUUCAAGUAUAAAUAGAUAAGAAGUUUACAGAGGUGUGUGUGUGUUUUGCUGCAAUACAACAUACUAAUAAUUCCUGUGUUGUUUUUUUAAUGUAAUCCCUCUGGAUGACUGAGCAAGUUAGGAAUGGUUGGUGAAUAGUACAAGGAUACUCUCAGAUUCUGUUCUACAAAUUAUUUCUGGGAAAGACUCGCACUACAUGUCACAAGAGGAAUAAAAGGAGUGGGGAAACGUGAUGAACCCAUCUCUUGGUCAGUUUUUUUUAUAGAGAAAUGCAACCAGCAAUUUUGCCAGAAAAAAGGGCGAUAAGGAGGGUCUGACACACUGAUGAAGACAGCAUCUUAAAGAAGUGACCAUUAUACUGUGUGUGUAUGUGUUUUGGUGUGUAAAUAUGUAUAUUGUACUGUAAUGCUGCAAGAGGGUUAAAAAAAAACUUUCCACUUUAUUUUUUAUACAUAUUAUUCAUAUACCAUUACCUGCAGUUGCAACUAUGCACAUGUAUAAAGCCAUACUGUUGAAUUUUGCCAUUCAUUAUCUGUAUAUCAAAGGCUGCAUGUCUGUGUUCAGCAGCGACAUAUAAUAAUAACUUCCAAGUAUAUAUCCAGUUACUACUUAAUGGGCAGUCCUCUUUUACCAGUCUUGAAUGCCUUAAAUUAAUGUCAUUUCCUUAAAGUCUGUGCCCAUUCUAGAUAUUUAAGAGAGAUAAAGGAUGCAGAGGUUUGCCAGCUCUUAGGAUGCAAUUUUGCUUUGUGGCAGAACAAUAUAGUGCACUAUGUUUACAAUAUAAUAGUUUAUAUCAAUGUCAGUCUAUUCUGAAUGUAUAUCUAAAUAGGGAGGGGAGGGGAGGGAGGGGUCAGUUGAGUAAUGGUUUCAAAAACAAUGAUCUGGUAGUAUUAGAACUAAUAUAUAGGUUUCAUGCUUAGGCAUAACUUCCCAUCCACCCUUUGUACAAACCUCAGUAUUAGUCAUUGGUUUUAUAUUACCCUUACUAAGUGCUGCAAAACAUCGUUCUGCCUUUGUUUGUUUUUUGCAUACUAUCUAUUUUUACAUUUUCACCACACAAUAUCUAAGGACUGUCACCAAUCCUUAACGAUUGAAACAUACUGUAGAUGUAUUUUAAACUUCUUGAAUCCUGUUCUCUUAGCACAUAGCAUUUGGAAUAGGAAAAUAAUUUCAGUUGUGUGUUUUUGAGAACAUAUGUGAGGAAAGGGCCUUAGAGGCACUUAAUCAGAUUUUUUUUAAUAAAAAAAUUUGAUUUUGUACAAAAUAUAAUUUAUGUGAGAUUUUUAAUGCCGUGUCCAUAAUUUAUCCAGAAAAAUGCAUGUUUUAUACAACUACAGUAUGCUAUAAUGUUAAAACAUGAUGGCAGUAAAAAAAAAAGGAAAAGAAAAAAGAACUAUUGUAGCCUCCUCCUUGGUCUCUCUCUCUUUUUUUCAUAUGUUUACAUAUAUUUGCAUAUAUAUGUUGUGUGCUAGUGCUAAUGAAAUACAGAAUUAACAUUUGAAUGAAGGAAAUGAGACAUUUCACUAGGUUGUUUUCCUUAGUAGAUAUUUGAAAGGAGAGAACCAAGAUUUAUUUAACAUCUCAACCAAAAAAAUUGGAUUUCCACCCAAUAGACACCCAUAAGGUACAAUUCACCAAACAGGACCCCACUCCCCUUUAGUUUUCAGUUGCUUCAGGAGGGCUUGUGCAGUAGAAUGCAGCAAGUUUGAGCUCACUACAAACUGGGAUCUUCUCUCAUUCAAACCCCCUUGAAAUAAGUAAGAAUUUGUUUUACUGAGUCACGCAUGGAAAGAAGAUCCACUGGCAUGGGCCUAUAAGUACAUCUUUCCACUAAACCACUGUGACUCACCAACCAUAUAUUCAGUUAUACUGUUUAUACACACACUAGGUAUGAGAAGCUGUGCAUCCCAUAAUUUAAAAUAUACCUUUAUCAUUUCAGUUAUCUUUAAGCCCCAGUGGCACAGCAGGAGUUUAUCAUUUUACCUGCUUGUUUUGAAUAGUGAGAGUAUAGCAUAUUUUUAAAAAUGCAUAUUUUGCAUACAAAACUUAUUUUUAAAACAUGUAUACAAUAAAAAUUGUUUCCAUUCA